This is a messenger RNA of Epinephelus lanceolatus (giant grouper), 1646 nucleotides long. RefSeq names its product dopamine receptor D5a (gene drd5a). The record is from RefSeq and is a predicted model, not a curated record. NCBI's taxonomy places the organism in Eukaryota, Metazoa, Chordata, Actinopteri, Perciformes, Serranidae. Gene Ontology annotation, molecular function: G protein-coupled receptor activity; dopamine neurotransmitter receptor activity, coupled via Gs. Gene Ontology annotation, cellular component: plasma membrane. Gene Ontology annotation, biological process: G protein-coupled dopamine receptor signaling pathway; positive regulation of MAPK cascade; adenylate cyclase-activating adrenergic receptor signaling pathway.
GCAAGGUUGCAACAUGCGCUCGCCACUGCGUGCUGCGUUUCAGACCCUCAGCGCACCUGGCACGUCGCACGGCUCAGUUUUAGCGCGCUCACCUCUCUAUUUCCCUCUGUUUUGCACUCCACAUCAUGCUGGCAGCCGAGCAGGUCAGUGGGGACAAUACGGUGAAUGGCUGAUAACUGCGCCCGUCCCCGCGCACGGAGCAAUGGACUGCAGUUUUACUUAAAGAGCCACAUGGAGAACCCAGCCAAGUAUCUCUCGUCGGUGCAGGGGAUUGACUCUGUGCCGGCUCCCCUCGGAGAGAUUAUGUGGAACAGCACCGAAACGGAGUCGACUAAGGACCGGAGGAAGGACAUGGUGGUGCGCACUGUGACGGGCUGUCUGCUGUCCCUACUCAUUCUAUGGACCCUGCUUGGGAACAUCCUGGUGUGCUCCGCGGUGCUGCGCUUUCGCCACCUGCGGACCAAAGUCACCAACAUUUUCAUCGUCUCCCUGGCUCUAUCGGAUUUAUUUGUGGCCGUUCUGGUGAUGCCCUGGAAAGCUGUGGCAGAGGUGGCGGGGUACUGGCCGUUUGGCACUUUCUGUAACGUCUGGGUGGCGUUUGACAUUAUGUGCUCCACCGCCUCCAUCCUCAACCUCUGCAUCAUCAGCGUGGAUAGAUACUGGGCCAUCUCGAGUCCCUUCCGCUACGAGAGGAAGAUGACCCAACGUGUUGCCUUUGUUAUGAUUAGCAUCACUUGGACGUUGUCUGUGCUCAUUUCAUUCAUACCGGUCCAGCUCAACUGGCACAAAGCCAGCGGUGACGACAUGGCUGGGACGCACAACUAUUCCACAAGUCGACAGAUAGAGGAAAACUGCGACUCCAGUCUGAGCAGAGAGUAUGCCAUUUCCUCCUCUUUGAUAAGUUUCUAUAUCCCCGUGGCGAUUAUGAUUGUGACUUACACCAGAAUAUACCGGAUUGCACAAAUACAAAUUAGAAGAAUAGCCUCCCUGGAGAGAGCGGCAGAGCACGCGCAAAGUUGCAGGACAAACAGAAUAGAGUGCCAACACCACAACACCUUGAAAACGUCGAUUAAACGGGAAACCAAAGUGUUCAAAACUCUUUCGGUGAUCAUGGGUGUCUUCGUGUGUUGCUGGUUACCCUUCUUCGUCCUCAACUGUAUGGUUCCGUUCUGCGACAGACCGGCAACAGACCGGGACGCGGGUCUGCCGUGCGUCAGCGAGACGACUUUUGACGUCUUCGUGUGGUUCGGCUGGACCAACUCCUCCCUGAACCCCAUCAUUUACGCCUUCAACGCCGAGUUCAGGAAGGCCUUCGCCAGCCUAUUGGGCUGUCGCAACUUCUGCUCCAGCACCCCGGUGGAGACUGUCAACAUCAGCAACGAGCUGGUCUCAUAUAAUCAAGACACCCUCAUUCACAAAGAAAUCGCCAACGCGUAUGUCAACAUGAUCCCCAACGUGGUUGAAUGUAUUGAGCAUGAAGAGACUUUUGACAGGAUUUCACAGUUUUCUCACAAUAAUGACAACGCCACCGACUCGGUUUGUGACUUAGAGGACUGCCAGGCAGAUAUCAGUCUUGACAGGAUGUCACCGUUCACACCCAAUGGAUUACACUGACUCCUCUGUGCACCCCCCCCCCCCGUGCGUAU